AUGGAGGGCCUCUUAUUCAAUGUCGACAAUGGGUACAUCGAGGGCAUCGUCCGGGGCUACCGCAAUGGCCUUCUGACGGGCACCAACUACAGCAACAUGACGCAGUGCGAGAACGUGGAUGACCUGAAGCUCCAGCUCGGCCCGGCCUACGGCGACUUCCUCGCAUCCCUGCCGCCAAACCCGUCGACAUCGAGCCUCGCCGCAAAGACGACCGACAAGCUCGUAUCCGAGUUCCGCUAUGUGCGCGCCAACGCGGUCGGUUCGCUGGCCAAGUUCAUGGACUACCUGACAUACGGUUACAUGAUUGACAACGUGGCCCUACUCAUCACCGGCACUCUGCACGAGCGCGACACCCGGGAGCUGCUCGACCGCUGCCACCCGCUUGGCUGGUUCGACACGCUGCCCGUUUUGUGUGUAGCCACUAACAUUGAGGAGCUCUACAACAGCGUGCUCAUCGAGACGCCGCUGGCGCCCUUCUUCAAGGGCAGUCUGAGCCACCAGGACCUGGACGAGCUCAACAUUGAGAUUGUGCGCAACACGCUCUACAAAAACUACCUCGAGGACUUUUACAACUUUGUCAACACGCACCCCGACAUGGCCGGCACGCCAACGGCCGAGGUCAUGUCCGAGAUUCUCGAGUUCGAGGCCGACCGCCGCGCCAUCAACAUCACCAUCAACUCCUUUGGCACCGAGCUGUCCAAGGCCGACCGCAACAAGCUGUACCCGACCUUUGGCCGCCUGUACCCGGAAGGCACCCUCAUGCUGUCGCGCGCCGACGACAUCGACGGAGUGCGCCUGGCCGUCGACGGCCAGUCCGACUACAAGAGCUUCUUCGAGGCGGUCAACCUCGGCGGCGGCCCUGUCGGCCCUGGCAAUAUGGGCGGCGGGUCCGGGGGCUCGGACAGUCGGAGUCUCGAGGACAUGUUUUAUCAGAAGGAAAUGGAGAUCUCCAAGAACGCCUUUACGCGGCAGUUUACGUAUGCAAUUGUGUACGCGUGGGUCAAGCUGCGCGAGCAGGAGAUUCGCAACAUUACGUGGAUUGCCGAGUGCAUCGCCCAGAACCAGAAGGAGCGGAUCAACAACUACAUCAGCGUUUUCUAA
Molecule: messenger RNA, 1101 nt
Organism: Sporothrix brasiliensis 5110
Lineage: Eukaryota; Fungi; Ascomycota; Sordariomycetes; Ophiostomatales; Ophiostomataceae
Product: V-type H+-transporting ATPase subunit AC39
Exons: 3
Coding region: 1-1101 (366 amino acids)
Biological process (GO): vacuolar transport; proton transmembrane transport; vacuolar acidification
Cellular component (GO): fungal-type vacuole membrane; proton-transporting V-type ATPase, V0 domain; vacuolar proton-transporting V-type ATPase complex
Molecular function (GO): proton-transporting ATPase activity, rotational mechanism
Source: RefSeq, a predicted model, not a curated record